AUGGGAUCUAAAUCGCUUAAUCACCUAAAUAUGUUCCCUCGUCAGUAUAAUUCUCUUUUGCGCGACCUGGCCUUAAGACACAACUUUCCCCUUCUCGAUCUUUUUGUUGCACCUACACAUUUAAACCGUGAUGGUCUUCAUCUUCAUCCAAGUCAUUGUUCGACGAUUUGGUCAUCGAUUAUGACAUAUUUCGCUUCUUCUCUUCGCGAAACACAUCCUUCUUCUACUCUCGAAACCGUCGCUCUUCCACGUACAUGUAUACAUACACGUUCUCGUACAGCGCUCGCUAGCCGUAAUCAUAGACGUCACCUUAAACUUCGUUUACGUCAACAGUGCUUUGUUGUCGUGCGCGAUAUCGACCCACUGUGGCGCUUAUCCGAUGUGAAGAAUUACCUGGACUCUCAACAGAUCAUCUAUGUCAACAUCUCCAACUUUCGUCAUCAACAAGUCUCUAUUCGAUUUCAUAACUUGCUUCGACAAGAACAUGCUGAACAAAUCUUGUCUCCAGAUGUCUUUGACGUUGCUCACUAUCACCUUUGGAAAUGUCAAGGUCAUUAA
Messenger RNA from Adineta ricciae, 558 nucleotides. Lineage: Eukaryota; Metazoa; Rotifera; Eurotatoria; Adinetida; Adinetidae. The record is from the annotation of a GenBank genome assembly.